AUGGCUACCACCGUUGCCGCUGUCGCCAUAGACAACGGUUCCGACAAGAGCGACACUCACGAUGAAAAAAGCCCUCGAAAAUCGGUCGAAUCUACCCAGAUGCCUUCUUCGGCGACAACGACUGAGGAAGAUGCAGAUGCCAAUACACCCAAGAUGACACAUGACUCCAUGGUGACCGUCCGCUUGUCUGAGCCGCCCUCUUUGACUCUCGACACAUCUUCAGCCUCUGGUUCGGAGCCACCGUCGAGCCCAGUUGUCAGCCCUCUGUCUGCUGAGCUGGAAAACACCAAGACCUCCGCAAAUAGCACCCAUCCCGAGACUUCCGAAAUGGAGGAUGGACAACCCCCUCGACAUAGUGUCGUCAUCGUCCGGCACUCGACGAAACUACAACGAACCGAUACAACCCGCAGUUUGCAAGACGAACUCGGCCAGUGCGAGGACGAUGCUAGCGAUGUAUCAGAAGACCUGGAAGAGGUUGAUUGGGAGGAACUCGAAAAGACGGAAGAUCAGCAAACGAAAGACGACGAGACGGACAACUCGACGGCACUGCUUCUCGCCCGACUUGAACAGGAAAACGCAAAACUGGCUACGAACCCCAAAACCGUCAAAGUCCAAGCCGCGGAGAGGCUCAUGGCAGCCAAAACCCGGCCGCCUUCCAUGGCGCAGCUGCGCCAAAUGAUGAGCAGCCCGACACUACCCGAACUUCGAUACUCGAUGUUGCCAUCACCUCCCAUGACCGAUCUGGAAUUUUAUGCCGCUCUGGUCAAAGAUUAUCAGCAAACGGCCGCCCGCCUGCCGACAUUACUAUCAAACAAAGUCAGAAAAGGUAUACCGCCGCCACUCCGAGGUGUCGUGUGGAUAAGCAUGUCAGGUUCCAGAGAUGCGCAAUUGGAAGAGCAGUUUGAUCGGUUCAGUGGCGAAUCUAGUCCCUAUGAGCUCAUUAUUGGCAAAGAUCUUGGCCGAAGCUUUCCAGGCGUCGACAUGUUCCGUGACCCUGAAGGUGACGGCCAACGUAUGCUAGGCAAUGUUCUCAAAGCCUUCAGCCUACACGACACAAAAAUCGGAUACUGCCAAGGUUUGGGAUUCCUGGUUGGCCCCCUACUCAUGCACAUGCCUGACAAGCAGGCGUUUUGCGUAUUGGUUCGCCUCAUGGAGCGUUAUGACUUAAGAGCGUGCUUUCUGCCCGAUCUAUCAGGACUGCAUGUACGCAUUUAUCAAUUCCGAGAACUCCUGCGACACAAUUUUCCAGCCCUCUCUGCGCAUUUGGAAGAGCUGCAGGUUGAGACCGCCUAUGUCUCCCAGUGGUUCCUCAGUUUCUUCGCAGUCACAUGCCCGCUCCCCAUGCUGUUCCGCAUCUACGACGUUAUUUUCGCCGAGGGAGCAUCCGAGACCCUCAUGCGCGUUGCUCUCUCGCUGAUGCGGAAGAAUGAAUCUCGCUUGCUGGCUUGCCAGGAGCUCGAGGAUGUAAUGCAGCUAUUGCUAUCCCGCGGCCUGUGGGACUGCUACCACUAUGAUGCAGACGAGUUUGUUCAGGACUUUGCAAGCUUGACCGGCAUCGUCACCCGCGAAAAGUUGGCACAGCUCGAACAAGCCUACCGAGAGUCACUGAUUGCUACAGCCAAUGCUGCUCGCGCAUCUGACAUUACGACGGCUGCUAGCCGAUUCUUGGGGCGCAUUUGGGCAAAUACAAACACCAAGACUGCAACAUUGACUCCCGGUCUUAGUGCGCCCGGCAAACAAUUCAACAUUUUGAGACGAAGCACAUCGAAGCAGAGCCUCGCAUCUACUCUCAACUCAGUCGAAGCGAGCUCUGCCAGCAUUAGCAGCUCUACCUCUACAGACGCAACUAGCGUGUCACGAGACUCUGCCAAUCCCGACGAGGAGGCCUCUAGUCGAGAAUCUACACCGGUGGGACCAAAAGCAGCAGCACGCUCCAAAACAACAGAAGACCGAUACCUGCACAGCCAGAUUGAAGACCUCUUGACCGCUCUUACUGAGCUGCAACGCAGCAAUGCGCUUGUCACGAACCAGUUACAGCGUGAACGUGAGGAACGUGACGAAGAUCGUAAAGCCGUCCGCUCUUUACUUGAUGGCCUGCGAAGGCGAGCAGGCACUUCGGAGUCGGAGGAUGCAGAAGUUGUUGCUCGAAGUCUUCGUGAUUCGGCUAUUGCUGAAGACAUUGAAGACGAGGAGUAUGACGCAGCCGAGGAGAGCGACGACACAGCUACUGCUGACGAUAGGAGUAUAAAGGAAGUUGCUUCUGUGACUGAUACAGACGAUAACGACGCAAGGACACCAAUAGCAGACGAGUCGCACGGGCAUUUUGGGCAUGAAGAGACUCUAGCGGUACUUGAAGAACCCGCUGAGCCGCCAUCGACGGAAGAUCUGUCGGUUCUCUUGGACCGAGUAGAAUCGAGAUUUGCGCCAGAUAACAAGAUAAUGAAGCACCGAUCAUCGAUGCUCUUGACCAAGUCUCAGCUGCGAGAAGAGCUGUCUCAGGCAAAAGCAGAACUGAGUGCUGUCACAGCGCAAUGUCAAGAUCUCAAUCGGCGCAUAUAUGAUAUGGACCAAGAAAUGGCUGCGACAAAAAAUCAGCUAAAGGACCGCCAUAGCCAUGUGCGAACGCUUCAUCAAGAAAAGCAAAAAUUGGAAAAGCAGCUACAUAGUCUCCGGACUACGCGAGCAUCAGCAAACCCGUCAUAUGAUGCGGGAACGAAAGAUGCAGAUCCGGACUGGGCAGCAGCGGCGAAGGGGGUGAACGGAACGGGCUUGCGAGAUUUUAAGCUUGGACGUAGCAGAUCUACGCCGUCAAAUCAGGACAGCCUAUAUAACAAGCGCAUGUCGUCGCUGCAACGGCCUGGCGCAAUGCCGACUGAAUCACCGCCGAGCGAACAUGAGGCAUUGCUGCUGGAACUUGUGCAGGCCAAGACGGGUGAGGCGACUGCGAAGCAGGAAGCAGAGGAGGCGAAACAGAAGCUUGAGGCUCUGCGCAAAGCAACAGGGCUUGCGCCCGGCGACUCCCCAUCAUCAUCGGCGGCAGUGGGAGCCAUGGGCAUGUUUGGGCGACUUACGGGGCAAGGUCCGGCAGCAACAGCAACACCAGAGCCGGCGGUGAAAUUACCAUCCUCGGCCUCGGCCAACUCGGCGGCUAGCGGUGGGUUUUGGGGGUGGCGGAAAUGA
Molecule: messenger RNA, 3180 nt
Organism: Beauveria bassiana ARSEF 2860
Lineage: Eukaryota; Fungi; Ascomycota; Sordariomycetes; Hypocreales; Cordycipitaceae
Product: GTPase-activating protein GYP5
Exons: 3
Coding region: 1-3180 (1059 amino acids)
Source: RefSeq, a predicted model, not a curated record